Gavialis gangeticus (Gharial) is the source of this 2186-nucleotide messenger RNA. It is a transcript of the gene PRPF31, whose product is annotated as pre-mRNA processing factor 31. The record is from RefSeq and is a predicted model, not a curated record. The transcript has 14 exons. Gene Ontology annotation, cellular component: precatalytic spliceosome; U4 snRNP; U4/U6 x U5 tri-snRNP complex. Bases 92 to 1591 code for a protein of 499 amino acids. NCBI's taxonomy places the organism in Eukaryota, Metazoa, Chordata, Crocodylia, Gavialidae. Gene Ontology annotation, biological process: mRNA splicing, via spliceosome; spliceosomal tri-snRNP complex assembly.
UUAGCACGGGUCCUGGAGGAAGUGACGCGUGAGCAGCGGGGAUCGGCGCUGGGAGCACUAGGAACGGAGCGGUGCAGCCUAGGCCGGCAGGAUGUCUCUGGCGGACGAGCUGCUGGCGGAUCUGGAGGAGGCGGCUGAGGAGGAGGAGGAGAACUUCGCGGAUGAGGAGGAUGAGCCGGCCAUUGAGGAUGUGCAGGAGGAGAUGCAGCUGGACCUCACGGUGGACUCAGUCAAGAGUAUCGCCAAACUCUGGGACAGCAAGAUGUUUGCAGAGAUCAUGCAGAAGAUUGAGGAGUACAUCAGCAAACAACCCAAAGCUACAGAAGUGAUGGGGCCAGUGGAGGCAGCUCCAGAGUACAGAGUCAUCGUUGAUGCUAACAACCUAACGGUGGAGAUUGAGAAUGAACUGAACAUUAUCCACAAGUUCAUUCGGGAUAAAUACUCCAAGAGGUUCCCAGAGCUGGAAUCCCUGGUUCCCAAUGCCCUGGAUUACAUCCGGACUGUCAAGGAAUUGGGAAACAGCCUGGACAAGUGCAAGAACAAUGAGAACGUCCAGCAGAUCCUGACCAAUGCCACCAUCAUGGUGGUGAGCGUCACCGCCUCCACCACUCAAGGGCAGCAGCUGACGGAGGAGGAGCUGGAGCGCAUUGAGGAGGCCUGUGAUAUGGCCCUGGAGCUCAACCAGUCUAAGCACCGCAUCUAUGAAUAUGUGGAGUCUCGCAUGUCCUUCAUUGCCCCCAACCUCUCCAUCAUUGUUGGGGCCUCCACUGCUGCCAAGAUCAUGGGGAUUGCGGGUGGCCUCACCAACCUCUCCAAGAUGCCAGCCUGCAACAUCAUGCUCCUGGGAGCCCAGCGCAAAACCCUUUCUGGCUUCUCCAGCACAUCAGUGUUGCCCCACACAGGCUAUAUUUACCACAGUGAUAUUGUCCAGUCACUGCCCCCGGACCUGCGAAGGAAGGCUGCUCGCCUAGUUGCAGCCAAGUGUACCCUUGCUGCUCGUGUUGACAGCUUCCACGAGAGCCAGGAUGGGAAGGUUGGCUAUGACCUCAAGGAGGAGAUUGAGCGCAAGUUUGACAAGUGGCAGGAGCCUCCCCCUGUGAAACAGGUGAAACCGCUGCCAGCCCCACUGGAUGGACAGAGGAAGAAGCGAGGAGGCCGCAGGUAUCGGAAGAUGAAGGAGCGCCUGGGGCUGACAGAAAUCCGGAAACAGGCAAACAGGAUGAGCUUUGGAGAGAUUGAGGAAGAUGCCUACCAAGAGGACCUGGGCUUCAGCCUGGGCCACCUGGGCAAGUCAGGUAGUGGCCGGGUGCGGCAGACGCAAGUCAACGAGGCCACCAAAGCCCGGAUAUCAAAGACCUUGCAGCGCACGCUCCAAAAGCAGAGCAUGGUCUAUGGUGGGAAGUCGACCAUCCGGGACCGCUCCUCAGGCACUGCCUCCAGUGUGGCCUUCACACCCCUGCAGGGCCUAGAGAUUGUUAAUCCCCAAGCAGCAGAGAAGAAGGUUGCAGAGGCCAAUCAGAAAUACUUCUCCAGCAUGGCAGAAUUUGUAAAGGUGAAGAGUGAAAAAAAUGGCAUCAUGACCAACUCAUAAACUCCCUCCCUGUGGACUCAGCCAAACCCUCCUUUUCCUCCCUCAACAGCCCCCCGAGAAGCCUGCUGCAGGAGGUGUGUCUGAGCCCUGUGGGGCACUCCUGCCACCCAACUGCAUUGGAAGGCAGGAUCUGGCUCUUCCAGCUCUGGACACGGGGGCAUCUGUAGAAGCUUCCCAGUGCUGGACCCCAUUUGCUGCCUCUAGCAUCAUCCUAUUCUUGUGGCAGCUCUGCCCCAAAGCAAGCGCACCCCACUGGUCCUGGUCACACCUGGUGUAGCUUAGGAUCGUGGAAUGUGUAUCCUUGUGCCAGACUGUGGCCUUUUCUAGGGUGGGGCAGGAACCUGGUACCUAACUAAGCUGGUGUGUGGGGGUGCAUGUGCAUGCAUGCCUCUUGGCUGCUUUGCCUGUUAUGGAGUGCAGCAGGGCAUGGAGAUGUGUGUGAGGGGUGUGCCUGGAGGUUCCUGUGAGGGAGUCUGAGCAGGGGAUUGGGGUAGGAGGAAGGGAAGGAACACUUUAGGGUGAAGUGUGUAUGAUGAUGAUGAAUCCAUCCUUGUCUUGGUUAAAAAAAUAAAAUAAUAAAAAAUUAUUUUUGGAA